Abrus precatorius (Indian licorice) is the source of this 1233-nucleotide messenger RNA. Its product is annotated as putative F-box protein At2g33200. The transcript has a single exon. The record is from RefSeq and is a predicted model, not a curated record. NCBI's taxonomy places the organism in Eukaryota, Viridiplantae, Streptophyta, Magnoliopsida, Fabales, Fabaceae. The coding region runs from base 1 to 1233 and encodes 410 amino acids. Gene Ontology annotation, molecular function: protein binding.
AUGGAGUUUUGCGAGAUGAGUAACGAUGAUCUCUGGGCGAACCUUCAUUCUGAUCUGUUGAAUCAGAUUGUUAAAUACAUACAUUCUUAUGAGGAUUACGCUCGACUUCGACUUGUUUGUAAAUCGUGGAGUUUGACACUUGCAAAGACUCCGGAGCACAACUAUCCAUGGCUAGUGUUGUUAUCGUCAGCUGAAGAAGAUUCUGUUGAAACUCGUAGUCCAAGAGAGAAAGAGAUUAAUCAAAUGAGAUUGCCGCAUAUGCAGAACCAGGUGUUUCGUGGGUCUUGUCGUGGAUUCCUAGUCAUCCUUGGUUUAUCUGAUGGAGCGUUGCAUUUAUUGAAUCCAUUUACAAAGGUUCGCUUUGAUCUUCCCCCAAUCUCAACUUUACCACAUAUAGUUGAUUAUUUGCCUGAAAAUAUUGGGAAUGAAUAUGUUAUACGGAAUAUGGUGGAUGGCUCGACUCGAACUGUAGAGCGAAUUCAUGUGAAUAAAAGAUCGAUCUACAAGAUAAUUAUUUCUUCUCCUCCAGAUCGUGACACACAUGAUUUCAUGGCUGUAGUUUUAUACGAUGAUUAUCAUAGAUUGGGUUUCUAUAGAACUGGUGACGGUGGUUGGACAGAUAUACCAACGACGAAAGCACAUAGAUGUGAAUUUGAAGACGUUAUUUUUAACGAAGGAAAGAUAUAUGCUAUUGACAGCAAAGCUCAACUUUAUGAAUUUGAUAUGCAUACGAAACCUAUACCACUAGGAGGAGCUACUAAAGCCAAACCUCCAGUUGGAAUUCCACUAUCUCGUGGCCCUUUCAAUCGGAACUUCAAGUAUCUGGCUGGACAUGGUAAGGACAGGUUGUUAAUGGUGGCGAGGCAUUUUGUCUAUCCUCUUGAUGCUGAUGAUGAUGCAGAUGUGCAUAGGACUAAUGCAUUCAGUGUAUAUAUGUUGGCCAAUAAUGAACUUGUGUGGUCCAGAGUGUAUAAUAUAGGGAACUAUGCCUUAGUGCUGGGAUUAAAUUCAUCUUUCUCUAUGCCUUGUGCUUCUUCUUAUACCAAACCAAAUCAUAUUUACUACACCGAUGACGACGAAGAAGAACAUCAUUAUGUAAGAGACGUAGUAGGCUUCAACUUUCGUGUUGUUGGUGGUCACGAUAUCGGUGUGUUUGAUUUGGAAGGCGGUGGCAAUAAUCAUCUCUUCCCACCACCAUUUCUUCUCCCUCCUCCAAUUUGGUUGUGCCCAUGA